AUGCGUCAACUCUCAAGGUUGUUUUUCCGUCUCAAUGCUCCUCUGACUAACGGAUUCUGGAGGGUUUUCUCGGAUAAACCCAGCUUUGGUGAUGAAGGAUUCACGCGCUCCAUAUAUUGUAAACCACAGGUAUUUUUGAAGGUGAUGGAAGUUAACAGAAAUGGACAAACAGUGCAAAUACGAACGGGCUUGAUUGAUCCCAAAACGGAGCCACUUGGUGACCAGUUCACUAAACUUCAUAUAAAAUUGACGUAUAAACAUGACUUAGACAUGAUUCGUGUGAAAGAACGCAACAAACGACGACAAAUGUAUGAAAAUGUUAUUCCCUUACACUUUUCAGUUGAGAGGUGGUUUCAGCGGUACGCAGGUCUCCCUCCUGGUCUACCUAAGCGUUUUGUGGGCGACCUGAAAAUUGAAUCUAUCGACCUUUCUGGAACCAAUGUCGUAUACGAGGGAUUCGAACUCCUUCGUAAGUGGCUCAUUCCAGUUUCUUUUCUCAUGGUUACAACUUUACUGGCUGAUGGACGAUAUGCUAUGCUCAUACAAAGCAGGAUAGUUCACUCUAAAGUUCUUUUUAGAAUCCAGUUGUUGGCCUCUUCAGUAAGACGUAAAUUAAAAAAAUUUUUGAUUUAG
This is a messenger RNA of Echinostoma caproni, 633 nucleotides long. The record is from the annotation of a GenBank genome assembly. NCBI's taxonomy places the organism in Eukaryota, Metazoa, Platyhelminthes, Trematoda, Plagiorchiida, Echinostomatidae.